Molecule: messenger RNA, 2511 nt
Organism: Pomacea canaliculata
Lineage: Eukaryota; Metazoa; Mollusca; Gastropoda; Architaenioglossa; Ampullariidae
Product: pre-mRNA-splicing factor RBM22-like
Exons: 9
Coding region: 47-1351 (434 amino acids)
Cellular component (GO): U2-type catalytic step 2 spliceosome; U2-type catalytic step 1 spliceosome; Prp19 complex
Molecular function (GO): pre-mRNA binding; metal ion binding; U6 snRNA binding
Source: RefSeq, a predicted model, not a curated record
CAGCUCUCUGAUUGGUCGUCUUGCACUUCCGAUCGUAUACACGAAGAUGGCGACGUCUAAAAGUGCGAAUACAUAUAACAGACAAAACUGGGAAGACUCUGAGUUUCCCAUUUUGUGCCAGACAUGUCUUGGGGACAACCCUUACAUCCGAAUGACAAAGGAAAAAUAUGGCAAGGAGUGCAAGACAUGCGGUCGACCCUUCACAGUGUUCCGUUGGUGUCCUGGGGCUCGAAUGCGAUUCAAGAAAACUGAGGUGUGUCAGACUUGCAGCAAACUAAAAAACGUCUGCCAGACCUGCCUCUUAGAUUUAGAAUAUGGCUUACCUGUCCAAGUGCGUGACUCAGCCUUGAAGCUACAAGAUAGCAUGCCGAAGUCUGAUGUUAAUAAAGAAUACUACACUCAAAACAUGGAGAGAGAGAUUGCCAAUACUGAUGGAAUUUCGCCUGUAGGGGCUCUGACAGGCAAAGCACAAACACCUAGUGACAUGCUGCUGAAACUGGCCAGAACAACUCCCUAUUACAAACGAAAUCGGCCUCACAUUUGUUCUUUUUGGGUAAAAGGUGAAUGCAAAAGAGGCGAGGAGUGUCCGUAUAGACACGAAAAACCAACUGAUCCUGACGAUCCAUUGGCCGAUCAGAACAUUAAAGACAGGUUCUAUGGCAUCAAUGAUCCAGUAGCAGAGAAGCUUCUAGGUCGCUACAAUUCCAUGCCAAAGCUGGAGCCACCAGAAGAUAAAACAGUUACCACUCUAUAUGUUGGCAACCUUGGCGACAAAGUUGGGGAAAAGGAACUCAGAGACCAUUUCUACCAGUUUGGGGAAAUUCGAUCCAUCAACAUAGUGAUUAAACAGCAGUGUGCAUUUGUACAAUUCACAUCUCGCUCAUCUGCUGAGGCAGCCGCUGACAAGUCUUUUAAUAAGCUGAUCAUAAAUGGACGUCGGCUUAAUAUCAAGUGGGGGCGAUCGCAAGCACAACAGUCCAUGGUUCGGAAAGAUAAUAUGGAAGGCGAUCUUCCUUUGGAGCCAGUUCCUGGUCUUCCAGGAGCUCUACCAAUGCCUCCCGAAGAGUUGUCAAAUAAUUACUUCAAUCUUGGGGGAGGUCCUUCACCAGCUAUGCCUCAUAUGCCUCCUCGGGGCAUGUCUCCACGAGGUCCCCCACCCAUGCACCCGUUUGGCAUGCCUAUACGUGGACCAUUUCCACCAGGUAUGCACCUCCCACCACCACCACCUGGUGUAAUGCCCAUGCGACCUCCACCUGGAAUGCCACCUCGACCAUCUGGACCUGCCCCUGUUCACUAUCCUUCUCAGGAUCCAACCAGAAUGGGCGCUGUUGCCUCAGCCUCCAAAAGUUAAAUAAAGUGUUUUUAUCAAGAACUAUCUUGAUGGAUGAGAAAAAGUUUCAUCUUUGUAAAAGCCAUGUUUGUGUGCUGAUUGGUAAUGUGGGCAAAAAUGCAUUAAAAUGGUAUUUGAAUGGAUUUAAGACAGACCAAUGAUUCAUCAAAAGUUGAUAAAAAGAGUGGGGCAAGAAGAGAGGGCAUAAACAGCCAGCUAACUGCCAUGAGCCAUAAAUGGAGCUAAACUGUAGCAAAAACACAAAUUUUUCCAUGCUGAUUAGCUGUACUCGGCAUGGGAAAUCCUUGGAACUGAAGAAUACUUGUAAAGCUGACCAAAAAAAAGAGUGCAGCUAUCUUCCCUCUUGGUAUUUGCAAUACCUCUUGUUUUUGUAGCAAGUACCUUAACAUAACAUGAGUAUAAAGGCUGUUGUUGGAGAUGAGUACAUGAGUUGUGAUUGCUUCAAACGUAGCUUCAACAUUUCAAUGUCACAGUUAUACGUACACUGCUAUAAAAAAUGUUAGUUACAGGAACACAAGAACUUUGUUGCUUUUGAAUAAUUUGGCAUGUUCCUGGACUUGGGGUAGUUUUAUCCUUGCUGCUGGCAGCAGUAGUAUGUUGUUAUCACUGGCUGGUGAGAGACAAACCAGAGGAAACUCAUUAUGUGAGAAAAAUUUUGAAGAUAAAAAAUAACAGUGUAAGAAUCCUUAAGAUCUUUUCAUUGACUUUGGGAACAGAAUUUUCUGAUGAUAAAUGACUUAAGCAACCAGUUUAUAGAAAGUCCUAGUGACUGCAGUGACAGAGCAUAAUCCACCCAUCCUUUUUUGUCUCCUUAGUUUGACAUGCCAAUGUCCCAGUGGGGAAUGCGAUGCAUAGGCAAAGUAUAUCAAACCUUUCUUACCUUGUUAACUUUGAUGGAUGUCUAGAAAGUGUCAGAUUUGGGCUGAAUCCAAAUGUGACCAACAAAAAUAAUGUAUGAUUAUUGGUGCUUUGUGCAAACAAAAGGGUAUUUGAUGACAUGCUUAUUAAUGUAUACCUGCAAACAGGUUGUACUGUUGCUUGGGAAAGAUUUGAACCCAUGAUUCUUACUUUUGACUACGAGUGUUUUACCGCCAUGAAUGUUGGAUGUACUUAAUAAAGUCUGCACAGAGUAAAGCUCCUUAGAAGUGUGGAAAACUCUU